AAACCGCUACAGUAUUAAUUUUAUCCUGUGCCACUUUACCUCAAGUUUGAUUUUUAAAUGUAUUGCGUAUAAUACAAGAUUCAAAAUUUGUUGGUUAAAAGGAAUCAAGUGUCUGAACGAUAGAAGCGGUUUUCUCAAGUGAAACUGUUUAUGCGGAGACACGCACAGUGAUGAAAGAAGUUUUUCGAAGGGCGGUCCUAAUCUAUGGACAGGGAUUAAAGCGAUUUGAAUCGCUCUCAAUGUUUGUUGACACUGUGGGUAAAAUAUUUAUCGUUAAGUACCGAUUGAAAUCAUUUAUAUUAACAUAUGUCGAAAUUGAUUACUGUAGCUAUCAAUUAAAGGAUUAGAAGUAUAAAGGAGCGCAUUAUGUAACACACAUUAAACGCAACGCGUGUGUUCUAUUAAAGUUCAGUUGAAGUAACACUAUUACUUUCAUAAUCUCUAGCUUGUGCAGAUAAGUUGCAUCUGUGAAUAUUUGGUUGUUAAAAACGUAAAACUAGCAAAUACUUAUAGACACAUGACAAUGCGGUAACGCAAGAGUCUUAAUCAAAUGUGAACAAUGGAACAUAUCGGAUUAUUCCUACUGACUCUGUACCUCGGCAGGUCGGGUGUGUCGGCCGCUGACUACCCGUUUGAUGCCGACUACCUGGUGCCGCCGAAGUGCCGCGCGUGUGACGUCAAGUCGUGUCCCCUUCUUACGUUCUGCGCCGGCGUCGUCGUGAAGGACCAGUGUGGCUGCUGUCCGCGCUGCUCUUCGGACCUAUUCCAGCCGCACGUGGAGCCGCACAAGCCGCCACCGGCGGAAAGGCCAACAGCUAGCCCGCCGGAACCGACGUUCACCUCUUCAGGUGAAGCCUGCCUCAGGCGUCGGUGUCCCAGAUUCAAGAUGUGCGUCGUCAACCAGCAAGGGCUGCCUAUAUGUACAUGCUCAAGCGAGUUCAUAUGUCAACGGCGGCAGACGAGGCGGAACAACCGAAAUAAAGAGGGACUAGUGGCGAUAUGUGGAACUGACGGUGUAACGUAUCCGUCAAGGUGCUACUUGAAAGUUGCUUAUUGCAACAGCAAACGGCGUAUCAAACAUAAGCAUGACGGCGCCUGCAUGACUGAUGAAGUCACAGACGUCAGGGGUGGAAAAGACACGGAGAAGGACAAGCCUGUAGAGGCGAUAAUAAACAAGAUUUAUCAGAAUUAUAGCGAAAUGCUACUAUAUAAACAAGAACACAAACGGCUUGGAGAAGAAAAACGAAGAGAACUGAAACAUCGACGCGAGGAGAGACAACGGGAAAAUAAGAAGAAAAAAUUAGGCGAGCAGAAUAAUCUGCGACUCAGAAGCCGCCGAAUGAAGAGAAGGAACCAGAGCUACAACAUGUUCCGAUUCAACAACGACAUGCUGUUUGGGAGACAAACACAAUGGAGUAGCAGUCAGGUUAGAAAGAGUAAGAUAUAAUGACGUCAUCGGUGACGUGGCGGGAACCUGUUAAAAAUAGAUCUACAUGUUUUCAUACGCAAUUUGAAAUUUACGAACCACAUUAUUUAAGAUGCUUCGAUGUGAUAAACAUAGAUGUCGAGUGCAUAUCAAUUGGUUUGUCAGACGUUACCGUUUGUGCUAUAAAUAUGUACCCAUGUAAUAUGGUUGCGUAAUCAUUUGCUGUGGGUAGAUCUAUUUGCAAAUAAUAAAAGUAGGACGUUUUACAUAACGUCCUAAUGAGUAGGCAAAACGGACUUAUUAAAAUGUGGAAUAAUACAUAUUUAUUAAUUUAUUUUUCAUUUUCCGUUACCUUUAUUUUUAACCUGUGUCUUUUCAAUAUUCUAUUUUUUUAACAAACAAAUAAGUUAUGUGUUGAUUAGAAGUCUUCGUGUAUCAUAUUGUACUGGCUCUUGCCAUCUUAAUACAGGUCUGGAUUCUUACAAACAUUUACGUCAUCUAUUUAAUGGGUAAUAUAAUAUCGAUAUUCAGUAUAUAAUGCCCAACAGGCAUCACUGCAUUAUUUCAAAGAAAUGUGCUUUAUCAUGACACUUAUCUGCAACUUUUUAUCUGUUUUUUUUUUCUAAUUAUCAAAAAGAUGUUUAGUUAUUUAAUGGAAAUGAAUGAAGCAUUAGUUAACAUUUAUUUGUAUUUUAAUUAUUCACAUGUUUGAACUAAACGAUCAUAGAGAAAAUUAUGACAUGUUCAUUUUACUUUUAUACAAUUUUAUCAUUUAUACAUAUAUUAUAAUAGUUAUGCAUCUUCAUAGAAACUCACACAUUGUUUCGUCAAAAGUACAAAAUUGUAUCUGAUGUAUAUUGAUUGUCUUUUUUUAUACCAUGAAUGCUCCUUUUUUAUGGCAGACCAAAUUCAAAGUGCCUCAUAAAACUGCAAUUGUGUUGUAUUUGUUAAUAUUAAACCUACCAGUAAUAAAACUACAAUUACAUAGAACUAAAGCUCAUGUUGUUUGUGUUGUGUUUUAUAUGUUGGGAUACUGUAAGCCCCCGGCAUGUUUUUACCUUGACCAUAGAAUAAAUCCCGUUUGUAGUAUAUGUGUCUGUGGUUAAAUUUGCUUAGUGUUUGACUGCAUACAUUUCCUUUUCAAUAAUUAUUGCAGGGUUAAGUGGAAGGUUUGGUAGGCCUUUAAACUUUUUUAACAUUACCCGUUCCAAGGCGGUGACUCCCGCUAAAAAAUCACUUUUGUAAAGUGUUGUGUAAAAUGGAUAGUCUAGUAUUAUAUAGGCAAAAAGGUCACUUAAAAGUUCAAUAAUACAAAAAUAGAUGAUGGUGACAAGAAUUUCUCCCCGAAUCAUAUUUCUGGAGUUUCAUUAUUAAUAUACUGAAGUAUAUUAGGCGCUUUACCGUGAGCGGUUUGGUAUUUGAUCAGUUACAAGUGAAUUUUCUUCGUUAGACGGGCCGAAUUCGUUCAGUCUGGAAAGUCAUUCAAUUUCCCGACAUUCUAGAAGUUUUUCAUGAUGGAAAUUCAAUCACUUAAGUUUGUUUCAGCGAUAGAUUUCGGUAGGCAAUUCUGGCAUCUUUUGUCUAAUUUAUACACUUACAGCCAGUCAACAGAGUCAGUCAUUGGUUUAUUAUUUCCCCGAAUGGUUACCGACGCGAACCAUGUUAUUGCCUUUUUAUUGGAUUGAUUUUUUGCGUUUUGUUAUUUGCAAACAAGCUCCAAAUAUUUGUGUCGACAGGAUAAAGGAUGUAGUAUCUUACUACACAUUAAUUAUCCACGUACGAUUUAUUUACAGAGAAACUAUCGAAUGUUUUGAACAUAUAUUUGAUUUUUAAGAAACAAUUACAAAUAUCAAACGAAACAAAAUGACACUGGCACCACAGGUAUAACCAAUAUGCAGUUAAGUGGCACAUACACCAUGCAUAAAACCUCCAUUUAUUUAAGCUCAAUCAAUUUUACAACAUUUUUUUGUUUUAUUAAUACAUAAGCACAGACUUUGGAAUCCAUUUUAAUCAAUUAAUAUGUCGUGGUUUUUCUAAAUAUGACUAAUGGAUUAAAUUAAAAUGAUUAUGUUAUUGAUAUCGCUACACAUUUUCAGAUUUUAUUUUGCUGAUUGUUUUACUUCUGGUUUUAGAAUUCAGAUAGUGAUAUUU
This is a messenger RNA of Dreissena polymorpha, 3577 nucleotides long. Its product is annotated as SPARC-like. Gene Ontology annotation, molecular function: extracellular matrix binding; calcium ion binding; protein binding. The coding region runs from base 560 to 1447 and encodes 295 amino acids. Lineage: Eukaryota; Metazoa; Mollusca; Bivalvia; Myida; Dreissenidae. The transcript has 2 exons. Gene Ontology annotation, biological process: anatomical structure development. The record is from RefSeq and is a predicted model, not a curated record.